Molecule: messenger RNA, 1437 nt
Organism: Orbilia oligospora ATCC 24927
Lineage: Eukaryota; Fungi; Ascomycota; Orbiliomycetes; Orbiliales; Orbiliaceae
Exons: 5
Coding region: 1-1437 (478 amino acids)
Biological process (GO): protein phosphorylation
Molecular function (GO): ATP binding; protein kinase activity
Source: RefSeq, a predicted model, not a curated record
AUGUCGGCAACCUCAGCCCCCCUUCUGCGGCCGCCCAUCACAGCCCCUACACUCGCAAGCCGUCCGAAUUCUGGGGCUCGGUCUCCCAUGCUUUCAUUAUCAAUUCCACAGUCAACGGCUCCUCCAUCGGCCUCCCCAGUUCCCCAAAUUUUACCCACUCCACCUAGGGGUCCUCCAAAACUAAGACUAACCACGACACCCAAACCGGAGAUGCCAAAGCUCCAGAUCGCGACUCCAGAAGGCACAUCUAGCGCCCCUUCCUCGCAGGCCUCUAACCGCAGACCUCGUCUCCCGCCGUUGAAGCCUGUCCCAGGCAGUUCAUCUGACCUUGGUGGAAGCCGCAGUGGAUCAUCUUCUUUGACAGCCAAUAGUUAUAUCACGCAUGAAAGGUCGCCAGGAGGUAGCCUCUACGGUUUUACGAAUGGUUCCCCUGAUGGUGUUUCGGCAAAUACUUCCCAUUCUAAGGAGGAGGAAGAUGCGAAAAGGGCAACGAUGGACGUAGAAGAACUAGACGAUGAAGGCUGGAGAUUCGCUAGCCGAGAUGGGAGGAUUCAAGAGUUAAGUAGUCUGGGCGAAGGCGCUGGGGGCGCUGUCACGAAAUGCAAGCUCAAAGGAGGGAAAACAAUGUUUGCUCUUAAGAUAAUAACAACAGAUCCAAACCCAGCGAUAAAACGGCAAAUAUUGAGAGAACUAGAAUUUAACCGAGGCUGUAGUUCGCAAUAUAUUUGCCAAUAUUACGGGGCUUUCUUUGACGAAACAUCUGCCACCAUUUCUAUCGCUAUGGAAUUCUGUGAGGGUGGGUCGCUAGAUGCGAUCUAUCGAGAAAUAAAGCGUCUCGGGGGUAGGACCGGAGAAAAAGUUCUAGGGAAAAUCGCCGAGGGUGUUUUGGAAGGCUUAACAUACCUCCAUUCCAAAAAAAUCAUUCAUAGAGAUAUCAAACCCUCGAAUAUCCUUGUUUCGAGAAAUGGCCUUGUCAAAUUAUGCGACUUCGGAGUUUCUGGUGAACUUCUAGGUUCCAAAGGGGAUGCAGAUACUUUCAUUGGAACGUCUUAUUAUAUGGCGCCGGAGCGUAUCCAAGGGAUGUCAUAUACAAUCACUUCUGACGUCUGGUCUCUGGGAGUCACACUGCUUGAGGUUGCACAGCACAGAUUUCCAUUCCCGGCAGAUGGGAGUGGUGAUCGACAGCCCCAAGCUGGUCUGAUAGAUCUCCUCACAUACAUUGUACGCCAGCCAAUACCCGUCCUUAAGGAUGAACCCGACAAAGGAGUGAAGUGGAGCGACGCCUUCAAAUAUUUUAUUCAAUGCUGUCUCGAAAAGGAUACAGCCAGGAGAGCUAGUCCAUGGAGGAUGCUAGAACAUCCUUGGAUUGUUGACAUGCAAAAAAAGAAGGUCAACAUGCAUAAAUUUUUGGCCCAGGUCUGGGACUGGAAAGAUUAA